Molecule: messenger RNA, 1806 nt
Organism: Microthlaspi erraticum
Lineage: Eukaryota; Viridiplantae; Streptophyta; Magnoliopsida; Brassicales; Brassicaceae
Source: the annotation of a GenBank genome assembly
AUGGGGUUUUACCAUUAUCGGUGGGUGAUGAUGAUUCUUGUUGCCUUGGAGCUAUGCUUCUUCUACGCAUCAUCACAAUCUCAACAACAACUCACGUGCCAUCCACGUGACCUGGCUGCCUUGCGUGACUUCAUCCACGUCCUCAAGCCGAAGCCACAUGGUUGGGUCUUUAAUUCUUCUGCAGACUGCUGUCAAUGGGUGGGAAUCACAUGUAACUCUUCUUCUUCGCUUCGCUUAAACGAUCCAGACAACAACACUGCAAGAGUCACCAAGCUGGAGCUUGCGUACAGACAAUUGUCCGGUACGUUGUCUGAAUCUCUUGGGUUCCUGGAUCAGAUUAGAGUUCUUGAUCUCUCCACAAAUUCCAUCUCAGGCUCAAUCCCUCCGUCUGUUUUCAACCUGGUAAACCUAGAAACUCUAGAUUUGAGCUAUAACGGAUUAACUGGCCAAAUCCCUGAGAUCUUGAAUCUUCCUUCACUGAUAAAUCUCGAUCUUUCCUCGAACUCGCUGACUGGUCCUUGCCGUCUGAAUUGUGCUGUGAUGACUAAUUUGACCACGCUUCAUCUUGGAUCCAAUUCGUUCAGUAGCUCUUUGCCUGAAAACCUACCGUAUUGUAGAAAUCUCAAGUGCGUUAACCUAGCCCGAAACCGCUUCGAGGGAAAAGUGCCAGAGAGCUACAAGGACUUCCAUAGCUUGUCUGUUUUAUCGCUUUCACAUUGCAGCCUUGUUAACAUUUCAUCCACGCUUCGCAUACUUGAGCACUGCAAGAACCUGACGGCUCUGUUUCUCACUUCCAGUUACCGCGGAGAAACGUUUCCUGAGGACCCAAGUCUUCAUUUCGUGAAGCUCAAGGUACUCACUGUUGCAAAUUGCGGGCUGACCGGUCCAAUGCCAAGCUGGUUGAGCAAGAGCACCAACCUACAGGUGUUGGAUCUCUCAUGCAACUAUUUAACCGGAGCUAUCCCGGAUUAUACCGGUGGUUUCACCAGUCUUUAUUACUUGGGUUUGUCGAGAAACUCCUUCACAGGAGUGAUCCCUAAAAGCUUGAGCAUGCUUCAGAGCCUCCCAAGCCGUGAUGAAGAUAGCUCUUUCGACGUGGCAUUUGUGGUAUUCCCGUUCUUGUUUAGAAUGAUUGACACCUCUGGUUUCAUACCAACGAUUGAUCUUAGCUACAACAAUCUCUAUGGACCCAUUUGGGAGGAGUUUGGGAAUUUGAAGCAGCUCAAUGUAUUUGAUCUGAGUGCCAACAGAUUAUCGGGAGCAAUCCCUAGAACGCUUUCGAGAAUGACAAGCCUAGAGGUUCUUGAUCUUAGCUACAACAAUCUCUAUGGACCCAUUUGGGAGGAGUUUGGGAAUUUGAAGCAGCUCAAUGUAUUUGAUCUGAGUGCCAACAGAUUAUCGGGAGCAAUCCCUAGAACGCUUUCGAGAAUGACAAGCCUAGAGGUUCUUGAUCUGUCCAAUAACAAUAUUUCUGGUUCAAUCCCGGGAUCUCUGCAGCUGCUAACAUCCCUAUCCAAGUUCAGUGUUGCUAACAAUAGUCUCUCGGGGAGGAUUCCUUCUGGUGGUCGGUUUAUACACUUCUCAAGGUUGGACUUCGAGGGAAACCAUUUCUGCGGUGGUGAUUCCUUUCCUCAGUGUGAUCUAGAUACACCACAGGAACCAGAACAAGCAGAACAAUCAAGAACCAGUGACAGUGACAGUGACUUAGUCUUGGAUUUUUCAUAUGGACUGGCUCUUGGUUAUGGUUUGGCUUUGGUUAUUGCUGCUUACCUCACCUGCUCAGCUUUUGAGCUUCCCGCUAAAUGA